Cannabis sativa is the source of this 1117-nucleotide messenger RNA. Its product is annotated as chloroplastic import inner membrane translocase subunit HP30-2-like. The record is from RefSeq and is a predicted model, not a curated record. Gene Ontology annotation, biological process: protein insertion into mitochondrial inner membrane; protein targeting to chloroplast. The transcript is spliced from 6 exons. Gene Ontology annotation, molecular function: protein binding; transmembrane protein transporter activity. Bases 118 to 894 code for a protein of 258 amino acids. Gene Ontology annotation, cellular component: TIM22 mitochondrial import inner membrane insertion complex; chloroplast inner membrane. NCBI's taxonomy places the organism in Eukaryota, Viridiplantae, Streptophyta, Magnoliopsida, Rosales, Cannabaceae.
CGUAACCAAACAAACACACCCAAAUCUUCUUCUUACACUUUUUCGUUAUCUUCAAAACCAAAACUUUCAAACUCAAGACGCCAUUUCAGAAAGAAGAAGAUUUUUGAUUUUGAUUCGAUGGAGCAAGGGAAGCAAGGAGUCAUGGUGGCUAAAUUGUCUCCUAAUCAGAACCCAAUAGAGCAAUUACAAGUUCGGUAUAAGCUUUUGGAGACUCAGUUCAAAACUUGGUUGACUAAGCAAUCUUUGCCUGUUGAAGCUGCCAUCGUUACUAUCACUAGCGCCGCUCAAGGUGCUGCCAUCGGUGCUUUUAUGGGUACUUUAACCAACGAUGGUGGCUCUCCUUUUCCUACUCCUCCUCAGGCUAAUCUUAACCCUCAAGCCAUGGCUUCACUUAAACAAGCUCAGGCUCUUUCUGGAGGCCCGUUUGUACAAGCUCGCAACUUUGCUGUAAUGACUGGUGUAAAUGCUGGCAUAUCAUGUGUCAUGAAAAGAUUGAGGGGAAAGGAGGAUGUUCAGUCCAGUAUGGUAGCAGCGUUUGGUUCCGGAGCUAUGUUUUCAUUGGUAAGUGGCAUGGGCGGUCCAAAUCAGAUAGCCAAUGCAGCUACUUCAGGGCUUUUCUUUGCACUUGUUCAAGGUGGACUUUUCCAGUUGGGGCAAAAGUUUUCUCAACCGCCAGUGGAAGAUACUUACUAUUCCAAAACGAGAAGCAUGUUGAGUAACCUCGGUCUCCAGAAUUACGAGAAGAAUUUCAAGAAAGGGUUAUUAUCAGACACCACGUUACCUCUUCUCACUGAUAGCGCACUUAGAGACGUGAAGAUCCCACCAGGACCACGACUACUCAUUCUCGAUCACAUUCAAAGGGACCCGGAAUUCAAGGGAAAACGUGGAAAAUAGACUGCGGCGAUAGCCUUGUCGGGAGCUGUAGUUUUAGCUGCCAUUGAAGUCAAUUUGUUUUCACCAGUUUUAAUAGCAGAAGCAGAUAGUGAGGUGAGGAUGAGUAAUUAGGAGGUGAUAUGUUUUUGAAAUGAAAAGAGAUAAUGUGGGAUUGAUUGUUUUGUUUUGUGCUGAAAAAAUUGAUUCACUAAAUUUGUUGGGAGUAAAAUUUGAUUAGCAAUAA